This is a messenger RNA of Maniola jurtina (meadow brown), 3189 nucleotides long. It is a transcript of the gene Ufsp2, whose product is annotated as ufm1-specific protease 2. The transcript has 10 exons. Lineage: Eukaryota; Metazoa; Arthropoda; Insecta; Lepidoptera; Nymphalidae. Bases 47 to 1807 code for a protein of 586 amino acids. The record is from RefSeq and is a predicted model, not a curated record.
AAAACCCCAAAUGAAGAGAAACUGAAAGUGGCAACACUGAUUAAAAAUGUCACCACGUCUUAAAAUAUCAAAAUAUGUUAUUGAGCGGCUAUCUAAGAUUGAUACGAAUGAGCCUACAGGAUGUCUGUUCGGUCUCAUGUACGACAGCACUUUACUCGUUGUGGGACUUAGCUUAGAAUUCUUUGAAAAUGGACAGAAAACAUACAGACAACUUCUUCUUAAUUUGCCCGCCGAAAUAGAGUUAUGUGGUGUUAUAAAAUUCAGCGAAACUUUGUCCGUAGAAUCUAAACCUAAGGAAAUAUUUCAGGAUGUAGACAUAACGGACAAUCCUCUUUUUAUUGUAUUAAAUAAGAAUAAAACGAUAAAAGCACAUUUUUUGGUGCAUGACAAAUUUGAAGAAACAAGCUAUGAAGUGUUGCAGCCUGAUGAACUGUGGAAGCAGUUUAUUCAUGUGCGCCUGAACACUGUACUGCCUUUACAAUGUGAAGCAACAAUUGCAGGGGUCAAAAAUAUUAUGCAAAAUAAGAGGAAAAAGAUAGCAUCUGGGCAAGUGUCAUUUCAUAUAGAUGGGACCUCAAUAUACUUAUUUGGAAUAGCCUCAGAUGUUGGGGUGACUGGUACAAGUACUGAAGCUAAUAUAGGAGAGCUAAUGGACUCAUUUGGGUCAGAACAAACUUCCAAAAAGAAAAAACACAGUUUAAAUAAAGUGGAAAUUGUUCCUGUCAACUUAGUACUGAAGGCAACAAAAGACAUGUUAUCAGAUAAGCUUGUUAAAACAGCUGUGAAGAUGAUGACUACACAGAGAAAACCUUCAUUUUAUAUCAGUAUGCCCCUACGAGUGGAUACUUUGGCCAUGGUACACAGAAACACAAAACUGUCAGAGCUGUAUACUGUCCUGGUUGAGGCGGCUUGCAGGUCUCUCAGACUACUGGAAUGCGUCUUGUUGGAGCAACUUGGUCAAGAAGGUAUUGGGGAUGGAGCAGGAUUACGAUUACCUGAAACUUUCCAUUUUCUACCUCCAGAGAUUGGUCACUUUAUCACAAGAAUUGUACCUAAAGGCAUACCUGAUGAAAGCAUGGAAAGGGAAAGGCGGUCGCUGCACGAGCAGCUGUGUUUGCCACUAGACAGACCUAUGUUCCGAAGGGGGAACGCAUAUCCGUCAAAUAGUGCGAAACUGAUAAACCCGCACGAAGCGUUGCCACCGCAGCCGCUCAAACCUGAUGUCACAGUGGCUGUGGUGCGCGGGCGCUACUCCUACCACCACUACAUGCAAGACAACUUCAACGAUGACGGUUGGGGCUGUGCCUACCGCUCAAUGCAAACUAUAUUUUCCUGGUUCAGGUUUCAAGGAUAUAGUACAAUUGAUGUGCCAACUCACAGAGAUAUCCAACAGUGCCUUGUCAAUAUUGGCGAUAAGCCAUCCUCGUUUUUAGGUUCUAAGCAAUGGAUCGGAUCUACGGAAGUGAUGUUUUGUUUGGAAACCCUGUUGGGUGUACAGUCUAGAAUUAUUUUUGCCAACACAGGCUCAGAAUUGCUCAGCUAUACACCAGAACUUGUACAUCAUUUUGAACGACAUGGAAGCCCAAUCAUGAUAGGUGGCGGCGUCCUAGCACAUACAAUACUAGGCGUAGAAUACAACAGCGUGACAAACGAGACCCGGUACCUCAUUCUCGACCCGCACUACACGGGCGCAGACGACAUUAGCGUCGUCAUCGGCAAGGGUUGGUGCGGCUGGAAGAAUUCCGACUUUUGGAACAAAACGGCGCACUAUAACCUAUGCCUACCGCAGACUAAACCAGCCAUAUAAAGUUUUCAAAUAAAUUACCCGUUCAGAGCUAUUUCAGAUACCGAAACCAAAAGAUUAGCCAUCCGCGCGCGCCGAUACUUGACUGUUUAAAAUACAGUAUCUGGCAGUUGCACUCAAAAUUUAGAAAUAGAUAAUGGUCUCGUAGAUUAUUGUCUCUGUCGUUGAGGCCGUCUAAACGUCGCAGGUAUGAGUGAUACAGAUGACAAGCUCUACGAAGCAGAAAUCUCUUGCAAAAGUUCGAAUGCCGGAAUUUCCUGCCGGGUGCUAUACAUCAAUGUGUUGCUAUUUGACCGUAUAGCUGUUAUAUUCUAGGAUAUAACAGCUAUACGGUGACCGUGCGUUUCGGAAGUAAAAUAAUGGUGUAUUUGAACUAGCGUAUCCUGCGUACCUGUACGCUCACCGCGCCAGUCUGAACAAAGUCAAUUUUAGCGCGGUUUAAAUCGCACGGUUAGCAUUCACGCGUUUUCUGCAAGUCUGAACUAGCCCUCUAUUUAGCAUUAUACCCAUUAUAGUGUGUGCAGCAGCCUAUAAAAUUCAGCGUACGAAAACUAAUUUUUAGGGUUCCGUACCUCAAAAUGUAGUACGGAACCCUCGGUGCGCCAGUCCCACUCGUACUUGGCCGGUUUUUUUCUACCAUGGUUUUAGGCUUCCGUACCCGAAGGUUGCUAAAUGGGAGGGCCAUUACUAAAGCCUCCGCUGUCCGUCCGUCUGUCAGUCAGCUGGCUGUAUCUCAUGAACCGUAAUAGGUAGGGAAAUGAAGUUUUGACAAUUUUGCCGCUAUAAUAACAAAUAAUAAAGAUUUCAAAAUGGCCAUACAAAUUAAAAAGUUAUAUCUUGUAUGAUGGUACGGGAGCCUCUUGUGCAAGUCCAACUCGCCGUACAUUUUUUACUCCAAAUUUUAUUUAUCUGUUUGUCAUCUUUUUAACCAGUCUAAAAAUACUAACACUAAAAUGUAAGAAUGUAACUAACAACAACUUGAAAAAGAUUCCACCUUGCAUUUAUCAUUGAUAUUGGCUACUGAAUUUGCUGUUUAAAAUAUAAAAUCGCUGCAAUGGCAUUUCAAGUAAAGUUCGCGACAGGUCGACAUGGCAAUCGGGCCAUCGGGGUAUCGGAUGAGUUUUAGGGGAAGACGCACAGCGGGUGUGUGGGGCGUCCCCACCCCGAUUGCGAUGUCUAUCUGUCGCUAACUAUAGGUACCUUAUAUUAAAAUCUAAUAAAAUGCUCUUUAUUAGUCGCACGCUAGUUGAGUAAUUGUAAUAUUUUUAUCGAUCACUGAUUUUAUAAUCCAGAUUUUGGCAUAAAACAUAUUAUUUUAUUGUAUAAUUUAAAUGCUGGCUUUUAUAAUUAUAUUAUUGUGGAAGACUGGUUAGGUUGUGUAAAGG